This is a messenger RNA of Mytilus trossulus (common blue mussel), 3595 nucleotides long. Its product is annotated as phosphatidylinositol transfer protein alpha isoform-like. The record is from RefSeq and is a predicted model, not a curated record. The transcript is spliced from 10 exons. Gene Ontology annotation, cellular component: cytoplasm. Lineage: Eukaryota; Metazoa; Mollusca; Bivalvia; Mytilida; Mytilidae. Gene Ontology annotation, molecular function: phosphatidylcholine binding; phosphatidylcholine intramembrane carrier activity; phosphatidylinositol transfer activity. Bases 87 to 947 code for a protein of 286 amino acids. Gene Ontology annotation, biological process: phospholipid transport.
ACGAAAAAGCUGUCCGCACAUGACGUCAUUCGGUCCACCCAGGGAAACACAUUUCUGAAAGACCGGCUAUAAAAAUACGUUUAAAUAUGCCUCCUACGUCCCCAAACAUUAGCGAGUAUCGUGUGGUACUUCCUAUGACAGUGGAUGAGUAUCAAGUUGCUCAAUUAUGGUCAGUCGCUGAAGCAAGUAAAAACGAGACAGGAGGAGGUGAAGGUAUUGAAGUUCGUGUCAAUGAACCUUUUGAUGAAACUCAUCACGCACCUAAGUCAAAGUUAGAGGCUAAUGGUAAAACAUAUACCACUGGACAGUUUACACAUAAAAUCUACCACUUAUCAAGUCGAGUUCCAGCCUUUAUACGUUUGAUAGCCCCUAAAGGAUCUCUGGAGAUACAUGAAGAAGCUUGGAAUGCUUAUCCUUAUUGUAGAACUAUUAUUACAAAUCCAGAUUACAUGAAAGAUGCUUUUUAUAUAAAGAUUGAAACCAUGCACAUGGAUGAUAAAGGCAAUAAAGAAAAUGUACAUGGUUUAAUCCCAGAAGAUAUGAGAAUUAGAAAAGUUGUACCUAUAGACAUAGCCAAUGAUCCUAUUAAACAUGAUGACUACAAAUUAGAAUGGGAUCCAUCAAAGUAUAAAUCAGAGAAAACCAGUAGAGGUCCCUUAGUAGGAAAUUGGCAGGAAAAAGCUGACCCUGUGAUGUGUUGUUAUAAAUUGGUUUCCUGUAAAUUUAAAUGGUUUGGUUUACAAAACAGAGUAGAAAAAUUUAUACAAACUCAAGAAAAAAGAAUAUUUACAAAUUUCCAUAGACAAGUGUUUUGUUGGAUGGAUAAAUGGCAUGGUUUUACUAUGGAAGAUAUCAGACGGAUAGAAGAAGAAACAAAGAACGAAUUAGAUGAGGCAAGAAGAAAAGGCAGUAUAAAGGGAACUAAAGGCACUGAUGAAGAAAAAUAAUGACAGGAAUCUUAGAUACUUAAUUUAUACACUCAUUCCUUUGUUUUUAUUUCUCAUGAUGAAAGCAAUCUUUUUUGUUUUUAUAUGUUUGUUUCAUUUGUUUCACAGAACAGAGCCACCUUUAAAAGUACAAUGGUGAUAUUAUCUUAAUGCACAAAACCAGUAUUUUAUGUUAAUGUUUGCUAAUUAUUGUUUACAUUGCCUUUGUCCGUCAGCUCCACAUCUCCAGUUUUAUUAUGUAAUUCUCACUAUAGGGCUUUCAAUUUUACCCGAUUUUAUUAGACUAAUUAUCAGUAUCUGAAAUCAUCGGUAAAUUGGCCUUUUAAAAAGUUUUGGACUCACACCCAAAUAUUUUUUGCUGAAUGAUUUUUGUAUGUUUGAUAUGUUGUACAUUUAUUAACACAACAUUUUUCAUUGUAACAAGCAAUCCUUCAUAAAUAAAGCUCAUCCCAUUAUUUGUAUUUAUUUUAAACUUCAAAAACUAGUGUUGAUUUAUAGAUUGCUUUACUGCUUAUAACUAUCUACAUAGCCAUAGAAAUUCAUGAAAUUUAAAGAAGUAUUAGCAAUGUAAAUUUAAUGGAACCCUUUUGAUAAUUUUGGGGUUCUGUUAUAUAUUUGAACAUAUACCAGAUAUUCCAAUCUGCAACACAGACUUUCCCAUAAUGUUUUAACAUCAUGACAUAAUAGUGUUGCAGAUUACGAAAAAGCGAUAAGGUGUGUAUCUUUACAAGUAUUCCAAUUGUGCCUACUGAGUCAGUUUGAGGUUUCUUACAAGGAAGAGUUAACCAUGAUACUAUGUUAAGAGUUAUUUAAUGAUGAGAUUUAUAAUUUUCAAGAGAGAAAAAAUAUUACCUUUGAAUAAAGUUUCAAGGUGAAAACAUGAUCAUAAAGUUCUUUUUAAACUUUUUUUCAUGUCUCUGAUUCUGGUCUUCUCAAAAGAUUAAAUUUAUGGGAAGGAUAUUGUAGCAAUUUAUCUUGAAUCCUAAAAUGUGGGAAAUCAAUAACUCACCAUAAUAGCCCGAUAUACAGUUUUGCACUCGUCAAUCAUACAAUCAAUUUUAAAUCAUACUGCCAUAUUAUAUAUAAAGACUUUAUAUAUGUGAUAGUGAGUGACGUUUAUUCAUUACAUUCAUGUAUGAUUGUAUUAAGUUAUGUUUGUUUACAGCUUUCUUAAUUUAAAAAACAUAAAAAUCAAAAUUACAAUAUAUUUUGAAUAGGCUUGAGUUUUGUUUUUUUAUUAAGAUAACAAACUUCAAAUCUGUCAUAAGUCAUGAAUUGUUAAUUCAGAUUUAAAAAGAGACAUAUUGUGAUAGAAUACAGAAAAACUAGGGCUGAAUAAUUGUAAAUUCUCAAAAGUAAUUGAGAAUUUACUAAAGUAAUGCUCGCCAAAAGGCUACCAACUAAAUUAAGUUUUAUUGUAAAAAGAUUACGAAAUGAAAUGAUUUUCUCUACUUAUUUCAAAAUUUCAGGCUAACUGAAAAUUAUGAAUUAAACAAAAAAGUAACUAAUCAAAACCACUACCUCUUAUUAGAAAUUUAAAAGUUCAUAUACCUGUAUACAGUGUAGAAUAUAGUGUAUUUUCUUCUCCCUUUAAUAAGAGGUUAUUUUGAAGGGUUGUAAUUGUUAAGAAUUGCUUUAUCAAUAAAACAAUAACAUGCAUUUAAUAUUUAGGUUGUGUAACAUUAGGUAAAAGUAUUUUUAUACUGCUGUAUCAUUAUUGUUAAGGAAUUGGCGUAAUAAAAACCAUGUAUCUACUAGAAUUUCAUUGUGAUAUGAUAUACUCUUCAUUUUUAUUUUUGUUUUCUGUAUUUUUAUAUAUGUAGGUAUAAUUCUUACCCUUCUUAGCACACACAUUUGUUAUAUAACUUCCCUCUGAAUAAACAUAAGUCAUGAGCCCUUUGAAUGAAAUAAUAAAUUCAUGAUUUACUUCCCUUUGAAUAAAAUAAAAUUCAUGAGUUUCUUCCCUUUGAAUAAAAUAAAAUUCAUGAGUUUUUUCCCUUUAAACAAAAUAAAAUUCAUGAGUUACUUCCCUUUGACAGACUAAAAGUGAAAGACUAACAAUGUUCAUAAGAGUAUUGUGAUAUUUUUACCAAAUAUAAUGUCUCAAAAUAAAUGAAUCAGGAUGAACAGUAUAUGAUUUUGUUUUUGGUUCUGGGCAGGUCCUGUGAAAUGUUUAGUUUAGUGCAGCACAAAUUUGUAUAUUUAAUAUUUUAUAUCAUACAAUGUAGUACUAUUCUAUUUUGUCAAUUAAGAGAUUUAAGAGAUAGCUUUCGAGGUUAAAAGCUUUCAAACGUUGAAUCAAUGCCUUGUGUAGUAAUGUAUUAUUUAAAAGUUCUUUGUAGUUCACAUGUAUUCAUACUGUCUUGAAAUUGGAGGAAUCUUAUGUUUACAUGUGCUACUGUACUAAUUUAUAUUCAUAAUACUGUUGAUUUUUGUGCUUUUAAUAAAUGUAAAAAAAAUAACAGAGACCUUGGGUAAUAUAAACUUUGUUAUAACUUUGUUUAUUUAAUAGAAGUGCUAUUAAUGUAUACACAUUUUUAAAGACGAAGUCAGUUAAAACCUUGUUUCUGUACCAAAUUUAUAUCACCAAUACAACUUAGCUUGUAUUGGUCCAUUUUGAAUUUAGACGUAAUAAAUAUUUUCUCAAA